GAGGAGGAGGAGGAAGAGGAGGAGGAGGAGGAGGAGGAGGAGGAGGAGGAGGAGGAGUAAAAGAGAGAGAGAGAGAGAGAAAGAGAGAAAGAGAGAGAGAGGGAGGGAGAAAGAGAAAGAGAGGGAGAGAGAGAGAGAGAGAGGGAGAGGAGAGAGGAGAGAGAGACAGAGAGAGAGGAGAGGAGAGAGAGAGAAAGGGAGAGAGGAAAGAGACAGAAUGGGAGAGAGGAAGAAAGGGAGAGAGAGAGGAGAGAGGAGAGGAGAGAGAGAGAGAGAGAGAGAAAGGGGACAGAGAGAGAGAGAAAGAAAAGCGAGAGAGAGACGGGGGAAAGAGAGAGAGAGAGACAGAGAGAGGAGAGAGAAAGGGAGAGAGAGAGAGAGAGAGAGAGAGAGGAGAGAAAGAGAAAGAAAGGAAGAGAGAGAGAAAGGGAGAGAGGAAAGGGAGAGAGAGGGAGAGAGAGGGAGAGAGAGGAGAAAGAGAGAGAGAGAGGAGAAAGAGAAAGGAGAAAGAGAGAGAGAGAGAGGAGAAAGAGAAAGGGAGAGAGGAGAGAGAGAGAGAGAAAGGGAGAAACAGAGAAAGGGAGAGAGGAGAGAGAGAGAGAGAGAGAGAGAGAGAGG
Messenger RNA from Ahaetulla prasina, 618 nucleotides. Its product is annotated as octapeptide-repeat protein T2-like. The record is from RefSeq and is a predicted model, not a curated record. The transcript has 4 exons. The annotation marks the transcript as partial. NCBI's taxonomy places the organism in Eukaryota, Metazoa, Chordata, Lepidosauria, Squamata, Colubridae.